ACGUUGCAUCUCUGAAGGACGAGUGUCAGGUUACGGAGUUCCGUCUCUCUCUCUCUCUCUCUCUCUCUCUCACAAAUUUACUGUUGGAAAGAGACCUGGGAAGAUGGGAGACUGGAGUUUUCUGGAAAAACUCCUCGAUGAAGUACAGGAACAUUCAACUGUGAUCGGCAAAAUCUGGCUCACUGUUCUCUUCAUAUUUCGGAUUCUGAUUCUGGGCACGGCUGCAGAGUACGUCUGGGGUGAUGAGCAGUCGGAUUUUAACUGCAACACAGCACAGCCCGGUUGCGAGAAUGUCUGCUAUGACAAAGCUUUUCCAAUCUCGCACGUCCGCUACUGGGUGCUGCAGAUCCUCUUUGUGUCAACACCAACACUUAUCUACUUGGGCCAUGUGCUGCACAUAUCAAGGAAAGAAGAGAAACUUAAACAGAAAGAAGAGGCAUUGAGGUCCCAGCCAAACAAGGACAGCCAAACUGAUCUCAUUGUCAAAGAGAUUGAAAGGAAGAAACAAAAGUAUGGCAUUGACGAGACAGGAAAAAUCAAAAUUAAAGGAGCACUCAUGUGCACCUACACACUAAGUAUUAUCUCCAAAAUGAUAUUUGAACUAAGCUUUUCCAUUGGGCAGUGGUACUUAUAUGGCUUCGUAAUGCCUGCAAUUUAUGUUUGUGUGAGACCACCCUGCCCGCAUAAAGUGGAUUGUUUUAUAUCUCGUCCUACGGAAAAGUCCAUUUUCAUUUUAUUUAUGUUUGCGGUAUCGCUGAUGUCACUCUUGCUAAACUUCCUGGAAAUAUUCCAACUCAUUGGCAAGUGUAUUAUCAGAAAUGUUCAGACCAAAUCCAAUAAACAACUAUAUCUAAAACCUUCUGACUUUCCAGGGAGUGCCUAUAUGGAAAAAGAAUCAUUGCCAAUGGAUUACAUGUACACAAAUGUAGAAGGGACUCAAGGACAUUACCAAAGUUGCAACAAGUCCUCUUCUGAGCAGAACUGGACAAACUACACCACAGAACAAAGACUGGCAGACCAAAAGUUCAGUCCCGUGCCAUAUAACCUCUUGAGGAAGGUCCCUGAUAAAGCAGACCAAACCUCAAUUCAACCACCAAGGCCUAUUAGUCCAGCCAGCAGUCAAAGCAGUAGAAGACGGCAAGAUGAUGUUGAAAUCUGAUAUGGGGUGAACGUUAAUUUUUGAGUGAUUGGUAUUUAAGAAUGGUUAUGUUUUACAAGUCUUUUGGGGGCUUUUCAGUCAUUAUCUGGGGGCAAAAAUGAGUAAGAUAGUCUGCAUCUAAUGUGAUCUAAUAUACGGAAUCAUUUAGAUACAGUGCUAUGAUGAAUGCCACUGUGCUAAAUUGAAGACAAGCACAUGCUUUUUAUUAAAUCUCUGAAUGGAGUUAUUAUUACACUUGUAAUUUAUUUCCCACUUACUGUGCCUAGCAGAAGUUCUGGGGAGAAACUGUGUUCUUGGACUAAGUGCAGCAGCAAUGAAUCCAGCCCAUCCUCUGGGUUUUAUUUAAUUAUAUGUCUAACCAAUAAGCAUUCCUCUACCAUAUGCCAGUAGUCCUAAAGAAAUGUUUUGUCAAGGAAUGUUGAUGUCUUAUUUAUUUUUUUCUGAUCUUCGACACCCAUUUUCUCAUCCUUCUGCUUGGGUACCUCUCUUGUGACAUUUCCUAAUUGAGAGGCUGGGGUGUGUGAGACAACUGGUAACAAGCCUUUGCCAAUGCUGUUUUGAAACCAAUUACAGGGAAGCAUACAAGAAUCCGUUCAGGUGAGUUACUGUUCAAGCUCAAUUUGGUAUCACUUUCCUCCUCACCUACCCUUGCCACUGCAUUUUGACACUCUCAAAGGAUCAACAACGAAGUGUAUUUCAAGCAAUUCAGGGAACAAUUUAGCAUUCAGCAAACAAUAAUCAUGAAUGAAUAAACAACAGAACAAAGUUAAUGACAUAAAUACAUCAAGCUUGGUACGAAUACAAUUAUUUAUUAGUGCUGGUAAAAUGAAAAAUGUCCCGGUGUUAACAACAGUAUUACAAGUGGUCUCACACACAUUCUGUCAAGCCACAAGCAAGAUUGCAUCCAUUAACAAUGAGUGAGUGUAUAUUCUAUCUGCUCACAUUUCUAAUUGAAAAAUUCUGCAGUAUGGCUAAAAUCUGAAAGGAAUCAGCAAUAAAUAUUGCAGGUGUUGCUCUAUAGUUUCAAUUCAUGCAUGCACAAAACAUUUUGAGGAAUUGUGCCAGAUUUUGGAAUACAUACUUAUGUAUCUUUAACAUCAUGCAACAAAUGUAUACAAGCUCUCGACAAUCACACAUUUUUUUUGGUGUUCAUGGGAGAUCCAUGCCCCUUCAGGCUCCAACCUUGUGCAUGCUUGUGAGAAGAAUUGAUGAUUAAGGAGCCAUUCUACUGAAAGCUUUUUGAUUACUGAAUGGAUUCAUUGUAUAGUAUAGUAAUUGAAUAAUUUGUAGCAAGGAGAUACAUCUUAAAGUAAUGUACAUACAAUUCAUUUGCUAUGAUUUUUACACUGUCAACAAGUAAUAAAUGUGAUGUUUUGAAGAAACAGAAGAUAAUGGCUCUUCAUUUAAGAGAAAAUGGGAAUUUCAUGGAAAAGAAAUGGAUUUUUGAGGUAAUUCAAAAUACAACAAAAAGCUGUCUCUUGCCUCAGAUCUCCAAACCCUUUGCCUCAGUCUUAUGUGUUAUUUACUGAUAUAUGAAUAUGAUUAUUGUUCAGAAACUCUCAACUCUUGUCCUUCCCUCAGUUCCAAAUAAGUUCACUAACUCCUUUAUUCAUUGUGCCAUUAAAAUCAAGACUCCUCACUUUGUCUCCUACAUUCUAUCCUAAUAAAUCAAAACUUUAAACUUCUUACUUUCUUAUGUCUUCACCUCACCCUGCGAUUUGCGUUUUUUUUACCAUAAGGUUAGGCCAUCUAUUACCAAGUCACUUCAUCUUUUCUCAAAACAGUGUGUACUGUACUAUUGGCCUUUCAUGUGAGUUUCUGUAUCUUUUUAAACUCUUACUAAAUAGCUGCAGAUUUUCCAUUUCAUAUUAUGAAAGCUAUGAUCCUGAAUAACACGGAACAGAAUUGAGAGAGAUAAAUGACAGCAUUGCAGCAUAUUUUAAAAGAAAAUUAUAAAUUUUUGUUUGUAGGUUCAUUCAUUGCCCAACUUGUAUUAAGGCCUAAGAUAGGGUCUACAGUUAAAAUAUAUUAUAAAACACAGAGGGAUUGCCUGACAGCACAUGUUUUCGGCAGAUUUUUCUUCCUGUCAGCUAACAACAUCAUAAUCAGCAAAAGAAUGAAAGCAAAAUUGACAGAGUUACAAUGUAUAAACUUAGGUGUGAAACCUGGUUAGGUGAUGGUGCCUUGCACAGGUCACCUGGAAAUUAAAAUGGCAGUGGCUGUGAUUUGACUUUCAGGACCUGAGUUGAUGUCCCUCAGGUAAGUUUCUUACAUCAUGCUCUUGGCACAAUUGCAGUCAUUUCACUAAACUGUGGAAAGUGGAGUAAUAAUUUGAUUAAAUUUCACAUUAGUUAAAAUGUUUUGUAUUAUUUGACAAUGUUUUAAUUCUCGAUGUCCUUUGAACUGCUGACCAAAA
Messenger RNA from Pristis pectinata (smalltooth sawfish), 3575 nucleotides. RefSeq names its product gap junction alpha-4 protein-like. Gene Ontology annotation, biological process: cell communication. The transcript has 2 exons. Lineage: Eukaryota; Metazoa; Chordata; Chondrichthyes; Rhinopristiformes; Pristidae. The record is from RefSeq and is a predicted model, not a curated record. The coding region runs from base 104 to 1159 and encodes 351 amino acids. Gene Ontology annotation, cellular component: connexin complex.